AGAAAUUUUAUCGAAUUUUUAUAUUUUGCCGAGUUCUAUCUCUUCGAACUUUUGAAACCGCAUCGAUUUCUGCACAGUUUACCGUGGAAAUUCUCAGAUAGUAGAGACUGAUUGAUUUCAAGCGAUGUGUUCAAUUAAAUCCAAUUAACAAAUAUCAGGCUGGUAUUGAGGUACGACGCUACCGACAGACGUCCAUCCAUCUAUAUAUGAGAACGGAAUAUUCGGCCCCACAUUUAGUGGCAUUCAGUCAGCAGCGAGAAGAAGCCAGACUCGAACCAGAAUCUCGUUUUUGGAUCAUUCCGAUUAUUUGUACUGAGUGACAGUGACCUCCGAAGUAUUUCAUACGUAUUCUAAGCGAUACGAUGCGACCAAAUUUAGCGAUACUGAUCAUUUGCUGCGUCCUAAUUCUCACUACAGCACCUGGUUUAAUAUCCUGCCGUGGUAUCGGUCAUGGGGGUGGAUCCGGUCGUUUUGGUGGAUUUGGUGGAUUCGGUCAUUACGGUGGAAUUGGUGGAUUCGGUCAUUACGGUGGAUUUGGUCAUUUUGGUGGAUAUGGCCGACCUGGUUUUGGAAGACCUGGAUUCGUCGGACUUGGUGGAGGCAUCGGGUUGGUAGGGUUGAGUUUGUACGGAAGGCCGGGCUGCGGAUAUUACUACGGAGGUUUCAAUCCGGCCUGCUUCCCUUAUUAUCAUUAAUAACGACGAUGUAAUUUCAAACAAUUUAUAAUAAAUCUGAAAUUAAUUUAAAA
Messenger RNA from Athalia rosae (coleseed sawfly), 748 nucleotides. Its product is annotated as neuropeptide-like protein 31. The record is from RefSeq and is a predicted model, not a curated record. The transcript is spliced from 3 exons. Bases 363 to 695 code for a protein of 110 amino acids. Lineage: Eukaryota; Metazoa; Arthropoda; Insecta; Hymenoptera; Athaliidae.